UCCGUACACGCGACCAGUCCCUACAUCGCCUCCUCGAUUCCAACCACGUUUUCGCCCGCCCGAGUCUUUUACACAACACCACAACCGCCACAAUGUUCAGACAAGCCAUUGCUACCUCUUCCCGCGCAGUGCGCACCGGCAUGCGCACCCAGACUCCCAAGUCUGUUUUCCAAAAUCAGUUCCAGAGCUCCCCUGCCUUCAGGAUACGAGCCGCGCAACCCGCCGUUGCGAGAUGGUACAGCGACGCCAAGGAGACCACCGAGGCCACCAAGGAGGGCGAGAAGCCCGCCGAUGAUGCCGAGUCUGCCCUGAAGAAGCAGUUGGAGACCAAGGAGAAAGAGGCUGCUGACUGGAAGGACAAGUGCCUUCGCACCAUCGCCGACUUCCGUAACCUCCAGGACCGCACACAACGCGAGGUCAAGCAGGCGCGCGACUUCGCCCUGCAGAAGUUCUCCAAGGACCUCAUCGACAGCAUCGACAACCUCGACCGCGCCCUCUCCAUGGUGCCCCAGGAGAAGCUCAAGGUCGAGGAGAAGUCGGGUGACCUCAAGGACCUCGCCAACCUGUACGAGGGUCUUAAGAUGACCGACGACAUCCUCAUGUCGACGCUGAAGAAGCACGGCAUCGAGCGCUUCGACCCCGAGGGCGAGAAGUUCAACCCCAACGAGCACGACGCCACCUUCAUGGCACCUCAGCCCGACAAGGAGGACAACACCGUCUUCCACGUCCAGCAGAAGGGCUUCAAGCUCAACGGCCGCGUGAUGCGCGCUGCCAAGGUCGGCGUCGUUAAGAACGCUUAAGAGGCCAAUACUUCAACUUCUUGCAUCACAAUCCCGAUCUCUACGAAGAUCUUGUUUUAAAAACCAUGGGGCUGGUCGGCUGACCGCUGGAGGCGGAGGCGACCUACCAGCCCCCCUUGUACCAUUAUGUUCUACGAUAUUCUCUCGAUUCCCGGAACAGCGAACUGGGCGUUCCGGUCGGUGUAUAAUGCUCCUCUCAUGAUGUGACAAUAGCAUGGCGGAAAAAAAAUGUAAGGAGGCCGCGAAUGGGAAGGCCUUUUUGCUGGAUGAAAAGAAGAAACGGAUAGAAUCUGGAUACGUUUGUGUAUAUAUAGACCCCGGAUAGGGGUUUUGGGGUCUGAUGAUUCUUCUCAAAGCUCUGGUACAAUUUAAUCAUACCGUCUAGGAGAUUUCAAUCUCCCUGUGUCUUAAUUACACACG
Molecule: messenger RNA, 1220 nt
Organism: Colletotrichum scovillei
Lineage: Eukaryota; Fungi; Ascomycota; Sordariomycetes; Glomerellales; Glomerellaceae
Product: GrpE protein
Exons: 2
Coding region: 93-800 (235 amino acids)
Biological process (GO): protein folding; protein import into mitochondrial matrix
Cellular component (GO): PAM complex, Tim23 associated import motor
Molecular function (GO): protein-folding chaperone binding; protein homodimerization activity; adenyl-nucleotide exchange factor activity
Source: RefSeq, a predicted model, not a curated record